Messenger RNA from Mercurialis annua (annual mercury), 1215 nucleotides. RefSeq names its product protein S40-4. NCBI's taxonomy places the organism in Eukaryota, Viridiplantae, Streptophyta, Magnoliopsida, Malpighiales, Euphorbiaceae. The record is from RefSeq and is a predicted model, not a curated record. The coding region runs from base 244 to 858 and encodes 204 amino acids. The transcript has 3 exons.
AAAUGUCAGGCUUUCAAGUGUUUUUUUCAAGUGAAAAAAGAACCCAUCAAAGGCUGUGUCUUUAAAGACAAAAUUUAUAUUUGUCUCAUUCUGACCUCAAUUAUCCCCACUUCUCUUCUAGUAUUCUAUUUUUUAAGCCUUCCAAUAAACCACACCAAUUCUCUCAAGUUGAAAUCAAGAAUUUCAAUAUUAAAAUUACAAGGAGGGUGUUUCAUAUCAGCAAAGAGGUUAUAUAAUUAUCAAAUGGAUAACAAUAGGUAUGGUAUAAUGAGACAAGGAAGUGGAAUAUGGAGAUCAUUAAGAGAUUCAGAUUUUGAAGAAGAAGAUAUUUGGGAUGUUUUAAGAGACCAAAAAGAUUCAGAUUCCAAGAAUUUUGGAAAAUCAACAGAUUCUUCAAUUUCAUUUUCAAUUUCAAGAAACCUUUCUGCUGCAAGAAUGAUACCACCAAGAGCUAAUAGUAGUGGCAGCAGCAGCAGCAACCAUUCUUCUCAUGAAACCAAUUUUGGAGUAUCAGUACACCAGCAAUCAGCACCAGUCAACAUUCCUGAUUGGUCCAAGAUUUCUAAGAAGAAAUCUUCCAAAAAUGUUGAUUCUUGGCAAGAUCCUAAUGAUUAUGAUGAUGAUGGUGGUGGUGAUUAUGAGUCUAAUAAUCAAGAUAAUUAUGUUGAUGGUGAUUAUGAUGAUGGGGAUAAUAGCUAUAGAUUGCCUCCACAUGAGGUGAUUUCAAGAAGAUUAGCAAGAAGUCAGAUUUCUUCAUUUUCUGUUUUUGAAGGUGUUGGGAGGAAACUCAAAGGGAGAGAUUUAAGUAAAGUUAGAAAUGCGGUUUUGACCAGAACUGGAUUUCUCGAAUCACCUUGAUCGCAAGAUUCUUAUCUAAACUCGAUUUCAUGAAAAGAUGUAUUUAUCCGACCAAAGUUAGCGAAAAAAUUGUAGGAUUUUCUAAUAUUGAUUGGUCAGGUUCAUACAUUUUUUUACGGUCUCGGUCUAUUUAAGAAUUUUUUAUUUUUCUAGUGUCACAUUGUAAAGGAAUGUGAUGAUCUUGAUGAUUCACCUUCUUGUAUAAAUUAUAUAUGUAGACUGUGUUUGUGGUGGCUGAUUUUUUUUUGCUUUGGGUGUUUAUUAUAGUAGCUAGUGGUGAUCCAUUUUUAUGUAAAAAAUAACAAGGAUUAAGUGCAAGUUAUGUCUAUUUAGAAAUUGGAUUUGAUUGCUUUGAGA